AGCUCCGGCCGGCCAAGGUUACUGCAGGAGCACCUCUUCCAGCCAGCAAACAGAGGGGGAUCGGAGAAAAGCGCGUCCUCCGAAGAGCAUGGCUCUUCCCCAACAAAGAAACUCGCAGGCGGAAAGUUUAAAGUAAUAAGGAGACGCUUCAUUUCGCACUUGACGGGACGCGGCUGAGCGCAAACCGGGGAGCGAUGCACUUCGUUAAAUGGGAUUUGUUGCUGACAUUGUGGUGGUGCAAGCUGUUUUCUCUGGCGCAGUGUUACAGCGUGCACAUCGACGGGGAUGCGGGGACGCGGACGGCGCUGGCCGGCGCGGCGCAGAGCGCGCCGUGCGCUCUGGAUCAGGUGGUCGCUCCAAAAUUCACCCGGCGCUUUCUGGAGCCGGACGCAGCGACGGGGGUUGUGUUUGUGUCGGACUCGCUAAAGUGCCCCUCUCUGCCUUCAAACCCCUUCACUUUGUACACUGUGACGGACUGCAGGGACUCCGGGCAUCGGCACCUUGUCACCAGUCAGUACGACGUGUAUGUCCACGGCAGAAACUGUUCCCACACGCGUAAAAGUAAACCCCGGUGGGACAUGGAGGUCCUCAGCUUGCUCAGCACCCAUAGUCGCCACAACUCAGAGUGUCAUCAAGCAGACUCCGCUUUAUUUCCAGUGGCAGGUCUGCUGCCUGCCCCCCUGCUCCGCUGCAAGGUCGCCAACAGCCGUGAGUUUUACUUCUCAGAGGGGGUUUUGUUUGCAUCUCAGACUCUGUGCUGGGGGCAGGACACCCUCCUAGAGCUGGACAUGCUGUGUGAUGUGAUCACAGGAAACGGGCUGAAUGUCAACUCCAUCUUCAUCCACUGGCGGCUGGGCCUCGGCCCCUUCAGGCAGAGCCACUUACAGAAGCUCUUGGAGAAGUCGGCUCAGUCGGAUUCAGGUAUCGUGAGCAGGAGGAGGAGAAGCAUCAACAGCAGCCCCCAGUUUCAGCCUCCCAUGUACCAAGUAUCUGUGGCGGAGAAUAAACCGGCGGGGACCUCGGUCGCCGCUCUGAAAGCAGUGGAUGUGGAUGAGGGGGAGGCAGGCAGGCUGGAGUAUUUCAUAGAGGCUCUUUUUGACAGCCGGUCCAACAAUCUUUUCGCCGUGGACCCGGCCAGCGGUGCUGUGUCGACAGUAGAGGUGCUGGACCGGGAAACAAAAGACACCCACGUGUUUCGUGUGACAGCAGUUGACCAUGGCACGCCCCGGCGUACCGCCAUGGCCACCCUCACUAUAACAGUCAGUGACACUAAUGAUCACGACCCCGUCUUUGAGCAGCAAGACUAUAAAGAAAGCAUCCGAGAGAACUUAGAAAUUGGCUACGAGGUGUUAACGGUGAGGGCCACGGAUGGGGACGCACCUGUUAACGGUAACAUCCUGUACCACAUCCUCAACAAUAACGGCUCCAAUGAUGUUUUUGAGAUAGAUUCCAGGUCUGGUGUUAUCCGCACUAAAGGCUUGGUUGACAGAGAGAGAGUGGAGGCUUAUAUGCUGUUAGUUGAGGCAAAUGAUCAGGGUCGUGACCCCGGGCCCCGUAGUGCCACAGCUACCGUUCACAUAGUGGUCGAGGAUGACAACGAUAACGCUCCUCAGUUUAGCGAGAAACGCUACGUGGUGCAGGUACCUGAGGACAGGGCCCCUAAUACUGAGAUCCUGCAGGUGACCGCCACCGAUCAGGACCGAGGGAGCAAUGCUGUCGUUCACUUCAGCAUCAUGAGCGGGAACACGCGUGGGCAGUUUUAUAUUGAUGCUCAGACGGGUCAAAUGGACUUGGUGAGCCACUUGGAUUAUGAAGCCAACAAAGAAUAUACCUUGAGAAUCAGAGCUCAGGAUGGAGGACGACCUCCACUGUCCAACAUCAGCGGCCUGGUCACCGUUCAGGUCCUGGAUGUGAAUGACAACGCUCCUAUUUUCGUGAGCACCCCGUUCCAGGCCACAGUUCUUGAAAAUGUCCCUCUUGGUUACUCCAUCAUUCACAUCCAAGCUGUGGAUGCAGACUCUGGUGAAAACUCCCGGCUGGAGUAUCGGCUCACUGAAACCACGCCAAACUUCCCCUUCAGCAUCAAUAACAGCACCGGGUGGAUUGUUGUAGCGGCAGAAUUAGACAGGGAGAGUGUAGAUUUUUACAACUUUGGAGUAGAGGCCCGUGAUCACGGCUACCCUAUGAUGUCAUCAUCAGCGAGCAUCAGCAUGACGAUUUUAGACGUCAAUGACAACAAUCCAGAGUUCACUCAGAAGGCGUAUUACAUGCGACUUAAUGAGGAUGCAGCUGUUGGGACCAGCGUGGUGACGGUGUCUGCUGUGGACCAGGACAUCAACAGCGUGGUGACGUAUCAGAUAUCCAGCGGAAACACCCGGAACAGAUUCUCCAUCACCAGUCAAAGUGGAGGUGGACUUAUUACACUGGCACUGCCUCUAGACUACAAACUGGAGCGCCAGUAUGUACUCACUGUCACUGCAAGUGAUGGCACCCGCUUUGACACAGCUAAGGUGUUUGUCAACGUUACAGAUGCAAACACACACCGGCCCGUGUUUCAGAGCUCACAUUACACCGUCAAUAUCAAUGAGGACAGGCCUGUGGGCACAACUGUGGUUGUAAUAAGCGCCACUGAUGAAGAUACGGGUGAAAAUGCACGCAUUACCUACUUUAUGGACGACAGCAUCCCUCAGUUUGAUAUUGACCCAGACACGGGAGCUGUCACCACUCAGAUUGAGCUGGACUAUGAGGACCAGGUUUCCUACACGCUUGCCAUCACUGCUCGGGAUAAUGGCAUCCCACAGAAGUCUGACACAACCUACCUGGAGAUACUGGUGAACGACGUCAACGACAACUCCCCCCGUUUCCUCAGGGAUCACUACGUGGGCUCCGUGAUGGAAGACGUGCCAGUUUUCACCAGUGUGGUUCAAGUGUCUGCCAUCGAUAGAGACUCUGGGCUAAAUGGGCGUGUUUUCUACACUUUCCAGGGAGGGGAGGAUGGAGACGGGGACUUCAUAAUUGAGUCCACAUCUGGCAUUGUCCGUACACUGCGCAGGUUAGACAGAGAAAAUGUCCCACUUUACAACCUGCAAGCCUUUGCAGUAGAUAAAGGCGUUCCUGCUCUCAAAACUCCAGUAAACAUUCAAGUGACAAUCCUAGAUGUGAAUGACAACCCCCCUGUGUUUCAGGAAGAUGAGUUUGACAUAAUGGUGGAGGAAAACAGUCCCAUAGGCCUUGUGGUUGCACAUAUAUCAGCCACAGACCCUGAUGAAGGCAGUAAUGCACAGAUUAUGUAUCAGAUAGUGGAAGGAAACAUCCCAGAGGUGUUUCAGCUGGAUAUCUUCUCAGGAGAACUGACUGCAUUGAUAGAUUUGGACUAUGAGUUGAGGUCUGAGUAUGUCAUUGUGGUCCAGGCCACCUCAGCCCCCCUGGUCAGCAGAGCCACUGUACACAUCAAACUCGUCGACAAGAAUGACAAUGUGCCUGUGCUGAAAAACUUCCAGAUCAUCUUCAACAACUAUGUGACAGACAAGUCGAGCAGCUUCCCCAGCGGAGUUAUCGGGCGCAUCCCCGCCUACGACCCCGACGUCUCGGACCAGCUCCACUACAGCUUCGAGGUGGGAAAUGAGCUGAACCUGGUCGUCCUGAACCAAAGCACAGGGGAGAUCCAGCUGAGCCAGGCCCUGGAUAACAACCGGCCUCUGGAGGCCUCCAUGAAGAUCUCCGUGUCAGAUGGCGUUCACUCGGUGUCAGCUCAGUGCCUUCUGCAAGUCACCAUCAUCACAGACGAGAUGCUCUCCAACAGCAUCACGUUACGCCUGGCCAACACGUCUCAGGAGCACUUCCUGUCCCUGCUGCUCUCACAGUUCCUGGACGGUGUGGCCCAGGUCUUGUCUGCAGCCCGCCAAGACGUGGUCAUCUUCAACAUCCAGGACGAUACAGACGUCAGCGCUCGCAUCCUCAACGUCAGCUUAUCUGUGGCGAUGCCCGUGUUCGGGGAGGGACACCAGCGUCCGGGUGGGCUUGGGAGUGACCGGCCAGGGAGAGGGCUUGAAACCGGAGAGUUUUUCGGCUCUGAGGAACUCCAGGAGAGGCUGUAUUUGAACCGCAGCCUCCUGGCCCAGAUCUCCUCACAGGAGGUUCUCCCAUUCGAUGACAACAUCUGCCUGCGUGAGCCGUGUGAGAACUACAUGAAGUGUGUGUCCGUGCUGAAGUUCGACAGCCUGGCUCCGUUUGUUGCGUCCGAUACCAUCCUGUUCAGGCCCAUCCACCCUAUUGCCGGGCUGCGUUGCCGUUGUCCUACCGGCUUCACGGGAGACUACUGUGAGACCGAGAUUGACCUCUGCUACUCUAAACCAUGUGGAGCCCACGGUGUGUGUCGCAGCAGGGAGGGAGGCUUCACCUGCGAGUGCUUUGAGGACUAUACAGGAGAGCGCUGCGAGCUGUCAUCCCGCUCCGGCCGCUGUGCUCCAGGAGUCUGCAAGAAUGGGGGCUCCUGCGUGAACUUGCUGGUCGGUGGGUUCAAGUGCGAGUGUACGCCGGGCGGCUACGAGACGCCCUACUGUGAGAUGACCACGAGAAACUUCCCCCCACAUUCCUUCCUGACCUUCAAGGGUCUCCGGCAGCGUUUUCACUUCACCCUUUCACUCACAUUUGCCACUAAGGAGCCCAACGGGUUGUUACUGUAUAACGGCCGCUUCAACGAGAAACAUGACUUCCUCGCUCUAGAAAUCAUCAAUGAGCAGAUACAGCUCACCUUCUCUGCAGGAGAAACCAAGACUACAGUUUCCCCGUUCAUUAUGGGAGGUAUCAGUGAUGGCCAGUGGCACAUGGUGGAGGUCCACUACUACAACAAACCGAUCCUGAACCAGGCUGGCCUGCCGAUGGGCCCCUCGGAGCAGAAGGUUGUCAUAGUGACGGUGGAUAACUGCGACACCUCUGUGGCGCUGAGGUUCGGUCACAUGAUUGGAAACUACACCUGCUCCGCUCAGGGCAGCCAGUCGGGAUCCAAAAAAUCUCUGGACCUGACCGGGCCCCUGCUCCUAGGAGGAGUCCCUAAACUCCCCGAAGACUUUCCUGUUCGCAACCGGCAUUUUGUGGGAUGCAUGAAGAACCUGCGCAUCGACAGCCAGCACAUAGACAUGGCCAGCUUCAUCGCUAACAACGGCACUCAGCCAGGAUGUUCUGCCAAGAGACAUUUCUGCAACAAUAGCCCGUGUCUGAACGGAGGAACCUGUGUGAACCUGUGGGGCUCCUUCAGCUGCGACUGCCUGCUGGGAUUUGGAGGACAGAACUGUGAGAGAGCCAUGGCCAGCCCACUGCGUUUCCAGGGUAACAGCUUGUUGCUGUGGAGCAACCUGGAGGCGGUGCCGGCCUCCAUCCUCUGGCACAUCGAGCUCAUGUUCCGCACUCGUCAGUCUAGCGCCACGCUGCUUCACGUGUCGUCUGGUCUACAGCACAACCUCACACUGCAGCUGCGUGGGGGGAGUGUGCUGAUGGGGCUGCACAGGGGGGAGGACUCCACUCUCUCCCGUGUGGAGGAGGUGCUGGUGAACGAUGGAGAAUGGCAUCAUUUGCAGCUGGAUAUUAGCAGUCUGGAAGCAGCGAUGAGACACCACAAGGCAGUGCUGUCCUUGGAUCAUGGACUCUACUUGGCCAGUAUGGAGGUGGAUGGGAAGCUGCGCGACUCCAAGCUGAGGACUGUAAGCGUUGGGGGUUUGGCAAGGCCUGAUGGGAAGAUUCAGCAUGGCUUUCGUGGGUGCAUACAGGGUCUGCGUGUCGGCGGGGCUCUGACUCUGUCUCAGGCAAGGAAGGUGAACGUAGAGCAAGGAUGCAAUGUGCCAGACCCCUGCAGCUCCAACCCCUGUCCUGCCAACAGCUACUGCAGCGACAACUGGGACAGUUUCUCGUGCACCUGCCUCAGCGGUUACUACGGGACCAACUGCACUGAUGUGUGCUCGCUGAAUCCCUGUGAACACGAGUCAGCUUGCACCAGGAAGCCAAGUUCCUCUCGCGGUUACAACUGUGACUGUCCCAGAAGCUACUUCGGCCGAUACUGCGAGAAAAAGACCGACUUGCCAUGUCCAAGAGGUUGGUGGGGCCACAAGACCUGCGGGCCCUGCAGCUGUCCAACACACAAAGGUUUUGACUCUGACUGCAACAAGACAAGCGGGGAGUGCCGCUGUAAGGACAACCACUACCGUCCCCAAGGCAGCGACACCUGCCUACUUUGCGACUGCUACCCUGUUGGCUCUUUCUCCAGAGCCUGUGACAGAGAGAGUGGGCAGUGUCAGUGUAAAGCCGGCGUCAUCGGACGUCAGUGCGAUCGCUGCGACAACCCGUUUGCUGAGGUCUCUUCCAACGGCUGUGAAGUAAUCUAUGACAGCUGCCCUCAGGCCAUCGAGGCAGGAAUAUGGUGGCCCAGGACUAAGUUUGGUCUUCCCGCGGCCGUCCCCUGUCCCAAGGGAACUCUCGGCACAGCCAUCCGGCACUGUGACGAGCACAAGGGCUGGUUGCCUCCCAACCUCUUCAACUGCACCUCCAUCACCUUCACCAAACUGAAAGCGCUGUCUGAAAGGUUUUCCCGUAAUGCGUCGCUCCUGGACUCUGGGCACGUCCAACAGACAGCAGCCAUGUUGGCCAACGCCACCGUACACACGGAGGAGUUUUACGGCAGCGACGUGAAAGUGGCCUACCGACUCACGCAGAGCCUUCUGCAGUACGAGAGCAGCCAGCAGGGCUUCAACCUCACGGCUACGCAGGACGUCCACUUCACCGAGAACCUGGUCCGCGUGGGCAGCACCAUCCUGUCUCCAGGGACGCGGCCGCACUGGGAGCUGAUCCAGCACACGGAGGGCGGCACGGCGGCGCUGCUGCGCCACUUUGAGGAAUAUGCAAACACGCUGGCGCAGAACAUGAGGAAGACCUACCUGAGCCCCUUCACCAUCGUCACACCAAACAUAGUCAUUUCUGUGGACCGUCUGAAAAAGCUGAAUUUUCCCGGAGCCAAACUCCCGCGGUACCAGUCCCUGAGGGGCCCGCGUCCUGUGGACCAGGAAACGGCCGUCACCCUCCCGGAUUCAGUCUUUCAGCUGCCCGUGGACACCAAGGGCCACCGGCACCUCGACGUCUUCCCAGAGUCCUCGCCCAGGAACCGCUCGGCUAGCAGGAAGAGACGCCACCCCGACGACAGCCAGCAGGACGCCAUCGCCAGUGUGAUCAUCUUCCACAGCCUCGCGUCACUGUUACCAGAGAGCUACGAUCCAGACAAGAGAAGUCUGCGAGUACCAAAGCGUCCGAUCAUCAACACCCCGGUGGUCAGUAUCACGGUCCAUGACAACGAUGAGCUGCUGCAGCAUCCGCUGGACAAACCCAUCACUGUGCAGUUCCGCCUGGUCACCACCGAGGAGCGCUCCAAACCCAUCUGUGUCUUCUGGAACCACACCAUACUCGCUGGAAACGGGGGCUGGUCGGCGAAGGGCUGCGAGGUGGUUUUCAGGAACAGCACCCACAUCAGCUGCCAGUGCUAUCACAUGACCAGCUUUGCCGUGCUGAUGGACGUCUCCAGGAGGGAGAACGGUGAGAUCCUGCCCAUCAAGAUCCUGACGUGGAGCACAGCCGGUGUGACGCUGGGCUUCCUCUUCCUCACCAUCAUUUUCCUGCUGUGCCUGAGAGCCAUGCAGUCCAACAAGACAAGCAUAAUCAACAACGGCGCUGCCGCUCUCUUCCUCUCUGAGCUCAUCUUCAUCUUGGGUAUCAACCAGGCGGACAACCCGUUUCUCUGCACAGUCAUCGCCAUCCUGCUGCACUUCUUCUACCUCUGCUCUUUCUCCUGGCUCUUCCUGGAGGGGCUGCACGUUUACCGCAUGAUCAGCGAGGUGCGAGACAUCAACUAUGGACCCAUGAGAUUCUACUACCUGAUUGGCUGGGGGGUGCCUGCCUUCAUCACAGGUUUGGCGGUGGGUUUGGACCCCGAGGGCUACGGGAACCCGGACUUCUGUUGGUUGUCCAUGUACGACACCCUGAUCUGGAGCUUUGCAGGACCCAUCGCCAUGGUUGUGUCGAUGAACGUCUUCCUGUACAUCCUGUCCUCCAGAGCCUCCUGCUCACUGAGACACCACAGCAUCGACAAGAAAGAGCCACAAGUGUCGGGCCUGAAAACUGCAGGUGGCGUCCUCUUCCUGGUUUCAGUCACAUGUUUUCUGGCGCUCCUCUCCGUCAACAGUGACAUGAUCAUCUUCCACUACCUGUUUGCCGGCUUCAGUUGUGUGCAGGGUCCUUUUGUUUUCUUCUUCCGAAUAAUCUUCAAUAAAGAAGCGAGGACUGCUAUGAAGUACUGCUGUGGGCGCAAGCGUCCUGAUCACAUGAUCAAAUCAAAGGGUUAUAAAUGCAACACAAACUACAUGGAUGGCAGGUUGUACCACCUCCCGUUUGGAGACUCCAGCGUGUCUCUGAACGGCACCAUGCAGAGCAGCAAGAGCCAGCAGAGCUACGUGCCCUUUGUCCUUCGGGAUGAUGGGCUGAGUAACAGCCAGGCGCACAUCGCUCUGAAUGACCACACGUCACUCUUCCACGAGACGAAGGAGCGCUUGGACGAUCGUGACAGCGACUCGGACAGCGAUCUUUCUAUGGAGGAUGACCAGAGCGGUUCCUACGCGUCCACGCAUUCCUCCGACAGCGAGGACGAGGAGGGUCCCCUCGCGCCAGGGGAAUGCUGGGAAAACCUGGCGUCUAAUGGUGCUAAGAAACCUCAACCGCACGACAACAGUGUCAGUAAGGCGUACUGGCCAGAUUACGCAGCGGUAGUCAGUGAGAGCGAGCUCGCAGGCAGAGCAAACACGGAGACUCCAGAGCCCGUCCUCCUCCGUAACAUGCGGGCGUUGUCAGACGAGAGGCCACAGGACUCCGUCACGAUGCUGCUACCGGCCCUGCCCCACCUCAACGCCCACCCCCACCGAGGCAUCCUGAAAAAGAAGCAGCUUUCUCCGAUAGUAGAGAGGAACGGUCUGCACCACAUCCACAACGACGUGUCCGACAGCGCUCCGGGCACAGCGUCCCCGCACGGCUCCUCCUCCAGUGACAACCGAACAGGCCCGGCCAAGCGCGGCCCGCCCGACCAGCUGAACGGCAUCGCCCUGAGCAUCAAGGCCGGGACCGUGGACGGUGACUCGUCAGGGUCAGACAGCCACUGCAACACCUCCAUGUGACCUGCUCACGGAGGGGUGUGUCUUUGCAGGUCGUAGAGGCUCCGUCCUCUGCAGGGACUGCAAACCAGGAGCAACGGAGUUCACUUUGGAAAGAAAAACUCAUGUGGAACAAGAAGGAAUUUACACCCUCGUCAUCAUAAUACUCUGAUGGAGCGCGUGUGUGUGUGUGUGUGUGUGUGUGUGUGUGCGCGUGUGUGCGUGCGUGUGUGUGAGAGUUCAGUAAUCUGUGCCAAACCUGAGGAGUCCCUGGACACUGAGAGAACAAGUCUCCCUUUAAAGAAAUUGUUUUGUUUACAUACUUGAAGCAAUGCACUUUUUUUUUUUAUUUACUGCCCAGAUUUGUUGUUUAUUUUGUUGUUUUUUUGUUUUGUUCUGGAAUAGAACUUUGGGACAAUAAACACGUCAUCGAUGCUUUCACGGUGGGUCAUUUAGUUGUAGACUUCAGCCAUUCAGGGACAGGUUUUCCAUGUGGAGCAGUGUUGUGCCGUCUCUCUGGCUGCUGCGUCCGGACCAGUUUUCCAGUUUUCCGGAGGUUCAGACUCAGGUUGUCAAGUUUUGUCACGAGUUCAAACUGUCACAGAGGCACAGGACGGUCAAGAUGUCACUCACAGACACCGGGGCUCUGUGUGCGUAUUCAUGGACUGAAUUUGAUAACGGACUGUUAGUGGAUGCUCCAUAAGCUACGUCUCAUCACUGAAGUGUUUCAGGGGUCAAAUCUGCACCUGCAGAAAAGACUCAAAAGACUUUGUAUACUUUGUUUUUUUUGUAAAUCACUUGGAGCAUUUUUUUUCCACAGAUGCUCCCAUAUUUCAUCAUUGUUCCUGAGGGUUCAUUCGAGUUCAGUGACUAAACAUCUGUAUUUUAUAGAUUAGAAAAAGACAUUUCUCUUUUGUAAAAAAAUAAAUAAAAAUAAAAUAAAUAAUAAUAAGAUAAAUACAUGCAGACAUGUGCUGUAAUUCUGUGGGAGCUGUAAUCAUUUCUGCUGUACAGAGUGGCCAGUAAGUGAAUCAAGGACUCAGUUUUAAAUGUAACGAUGAAUCGCUCUCGAUGUUCGGGAGGAAAUAUUGUUUAUGGAUUGCUACUGUCGGUCAGAUGGAUGUGAUGUUCGUUGAAGCCAUUUCUAAUGUAUACAUUACACGCCAUAAGAAUCAAUACUACCAAGUCAAUCACGGUGUUAUAAUGCUGGUGUCCGAGCACAGGAUUGUCUCUUUUAUGCUGUCAUUCCUGUUUUUACCAAUUAAACUGUU
This is a messenger RNA of Cololabis saira (Pacific saury), 10450 nucleotides long. RefSeq names its product cadherin, EGF LAG seven-pass G-type receptor 2 (gene celsr2). Gene Ontology annotation, molecular function: calcium ion binding; G protein-coupled receptor activity. Gene Ontology annotation, cellular component: plasma membrane. Lineage: Eukaryota; Metazoa; Chordata; Actinopteri; Beloniformes; Belonidae. Gene Ontology annotation, biological process: cell surface receptor signaling pathway; homophilic cell-cell adhesion; G protein-coupled receptor signaling pathway. The transcript has 34 exons. The record is from RefSeq and is a predicted model, not a curated record. Bases 195 to 9203 code for a protein of 3002 amino acids.